GUCUGCGUCGAGGGCGGAGGCAUGCUCGCGCUGUCGAGCUACAUCCUGCCGUUAACACUCUUCAAAGACGAAUUUUACGAGGAGGAGGUUACAUGGGGUUGUUCGACCCUCGAGCAGGCUGCUAUCAUUUGGGGUAUCCCUUUGGCGGUGGUGGUCACCAUUUUGUUCGGACAGGCCUUGGGGUUGGUAGUGAUGCGACGAUGGCUGGAGGAGUGGUCUAUUAUCUUGCAGGAUGUCUCUGUCAAAAGGGCACUCACCUCAAGCGCGACGGGUCUACCAUUAACGAUUGUGGCGAGCAUUGCUGUCUACCAAUUCGUCGACUUCUUCAAGAGCUAGUGAUGUGUUCGACAAUGUAAAUUUCCCGAUACUCACAUGUGAAUACCAUUCUAUGCUCACAAUACGACAGCUAAUUGCUUCUCAGUGCCCCAGAUCGUAUUGAGGACGAUAGACGGCACGUAAGGCGAG
Messenger RNA from Laetiporus sulphureus 93-53, 465 nucleotides. RefSeq lists its product as uncharacterized. The coding region runs from base 22 to 336 and encodes 104 amino acids. The transcript has a single exon. The record is from RefSeq and is a predicted model, not a curated record. NCBI's taxonomy places the organism in Eukaryota, Fungi, Basidiomycota, Agaricomycetes, Polyporales, Laetiporaceae.